Molecule: messenger RNA, 5799 nt
Organism: Uranotaenia lowii
Lineage: Eukaryota; Metazoa; Arthropoda; Insecta; Diptera; Culicidae
Exons: 5
Coding region: 1-5799 (1932 amino acids)
Biological process (GO): DNA integration
Molecular function (GO): nucleic acid binding
Source: RefSeq, a predicted model, not a curated record
AUGACCUGUCAAGAUAUUGCCUCGUUGUCGCAGUUCUGCGCCAAGUCAGCGCCAACUUUGACAGCGAGUCCUGCUGGCUAUCCGGUCCUGGCUACUCUGCUUCUGUUACAGCAUCAGUGCACUCUUUGCGCUCUUGCAUUUACGCACACAUACCCGAACAUACACAUCAUAAAGUACGAGUCUUAUCUUCGCUUGACUGCAGCAGCCAUGCAGAAGGCACUAUACAAUAUAAAUUCUUACGACCGGACUCGGCCAAACAGCAGCAGCCUCAUGGCCUCAUCCAGCCGGGCAAACGAGACGACCCGACCAUGCUGUCAUUCCGCCGCAAUGAAAUUUCACCGAGCGACCGACGCUGGAGCUGGAGACCAGGCCAGAGCAGCGAUCGUUUGGGCCAAGCCAUGUGUCGUUUGUGCUCCGCUGGUUAUUUGUUUUCCAGACCAACCAGCCUGUGAUAUGGCCACCGAGCGACGUAUAAAGUCUCUGAAACUGCGCAUCCGCAGCUUAGAGACUUCUUUCAAUCUCAUCAGAGUUUUUGUCAAUAACUAUGAUGACGAAACUCACGCCGUCGAAGUCCCAGUACGUCUAGAAAAUCUCAUCGCGCUCUGGACGGACUACUCUAAAACCCAGGCCGAACUCGAGGCCUCCGAUGUCGACGAUUUAGAAAGCAUCGAGCAGCAGUUUAAGCAACGCUCACAAUUUGAAACUGAGUACUAUCGUGUGAAGGGAUUUUUGUUGGCAGUUAAUAAAAAUGCUUCGACACCGUGCCCUCAGCCUGCUCCCUCAAAUUCGCAUUUCCCUGCUUCCUCUCAUAUUCGGCUGCCAGACGUGAAGCUUCCUGUAUUCAACGGCUCCCUAGACCAGUGGCUAAACUUUCACGACCUGUUUCUCUCUCUGGUGCACUCUUCUGGGGACUUGUCGAACAUACAAAAAUUCUACUAUUUACGAUCUUCGUUGAGUGGAGAUGCUCUCAAACUCAUACAGACUAUUGCGAUCAGUGCAAACAAUUACCCCGUAGCCUGGAACCUUCUCGUAGAGCAUUUCCAAAAUCCAUCACGCCUGAAACAAACCUACGUCGACUCUUUAUUUGAAUUUUGUCAACUCAAAAAGGAAUCAGCUUCUGACCUUCACUCUCUGGUCGAAAGGUUUGAAGCAAACGUCCGGAUUCUUAAGCAGCUGGGAGAGAAAACCGAAUAUUGGGACGUCUUGCUUAUCCGAAUGCUGAGCAUUCGCCUUGACCCAACCACCCGUAGAGAUUGGGAAGAAUUUUCAUCGUCAAAGGAGGGUGCAACAUUCCAGGAUCUUGUAAGUUUCCUUCAACGAAGAGUCACGGUCCUACAAAGUGUAUGCAACAAUCUACCAGAAGUUUCGUCAGUCAGAAAACCAGUACCACGUCCUACACUCGUCAGCCAUGGGGCUACUCAGUCCAACUUUCGCCAAUGUUUCGCCUGUUCCGACCACCAUCCGAUGUACCAAUGUCCGGUUUUUUCCAAAAUGUCCUUUGAGGACAAGGAGAAGUUAGUUCGUCGCCAACAACUUUGCCGGAAUUGUCUGCGGAAGGGUCAUGUAGUUCGGAAUUGCUCAUCGAAGAACACCUGCCGGAAAUGCCGAGGGAGACACCACAGUCAGCUUUGCAGUGAAGCGCCUGCUGCUGCUGAGCGCAUCAAGCCACGAAGUGAAUCCAACGCAACGACGGACCCCAUUCCAACCAGCGAAGCUUCUUCUUCGCUAUCAGCCGCAGUGCACGCCCCAGUUACUGGUCGAAAGUUGAAUAAGGUGAUUCUCGCAACUGCAGUGAUUAAUUUAGUCGACGAUCAUGGUAAUAACCACUUGGCAAGGGCACUUCUGGAUUCAGGAAGCGAGUGCAGCUUCAUCACCGAGUCAUUCUCACAGCGACUUCAGAUUCAACGCAAAAGGGUCCAUCUCUCAAUAUCCGGCAUUGGCCAAUCAUCAACGCAAGCUCGCCUGAAACUUCGAACUACAGUACGGUCUCGAAUUUCCGGAUAUUCAACUGUCGUAGACUUGCUCGUGCUGCCUAAGCUUACGUUGAAUCUUCCCUCAACCACGAUGGACAUCUCAAAAUGGAACUUUCCUGAAGAAAUCAAGCUUGCGGACCCAGCCUUCUACCAAACUCAAGCCAUCGACGUGGUCCUGGGCGCUGAAGUGUUUUUCGACAUUUUCAAAUCUUCAGGUAGAAUCUCGCUAGGUGAAGGUUUCCCGAUGUUGGUGGAUUCGGUCUUCGGCUGGGUUGUUUUCGGGAAGGUAAUGAGGUCGAAUAAUAUCAACGCCAUUUCCUGCAAUGUCGCUACUGUUGCGGAGAUUCAUCGGUUGAUGCAACGCUUUUGGAGCAUUGAGGAGGAAAACGGGGCUGCGUGUCUGUCGGCAGAAGAAGCAGAGUGCGAGAAUCAUUUUCGUCGAACGGUACAGCGUUCUCCAGAUGGCCGGUACAUCGUACGAUUACCCUUGAAGGAGGCAGCAGUCAACAUUGGUGACAACCGCAGCACGGCAUUACGGCGAUUUUACAUGAUUGAAUCUCGUCUUCAACGCAACCAGGAGCUUCGGAUUCAAUAUCGGGACUUCAUGGCCGAAUAUGAAACCUUGGGUCAUAUGCAGCAAGUGCUAGGCGAAUCGGAAUCCAACUCUUCCCGGUACUACUUACCUCAUCACCCGGUAAUCCGAGAAACCAGCUCCACUACCAAGGUCCGCGUCGUUUUCGACGCGUCGUGCAAAUCAGCAGCGGGAAAAUCCCUGAAUGACGUGCUCAUGGUCGGCGCAGUAAUCCAGGAUGACUUAAGAGCUAUCAUUCUGAGAUCCAGGCUUCAUCAGGUGAUGCUCAUCGCAGACAUUAAACAAAUGUAUCGGCAGAUUUUGGUUGAUGACAGAGACACUCCACUCCUGCGAAUUUUUUGGCGGAAUUCUCCAGAACAUCCUAUGCAAACAUUCGAGCUCAAAACGGUAACCUACGGCACGGCCAGCGCACCAUUUCUGGCCACCAGGGUCCUCCAGCAGCUAGCAGACGACGAAGAAUCGAACUUUCCCGAAGCAGCUAAGAUCCUCAAGAGAGAUGUCUAUGUCGACGACCUAUUCACCGGUGGAAGCUCUCCAACGACAGUAGCGGAACUGCGAACUCAGCUUGACAAGUUGUGCAGAACAGGUGGAUUUGAAUUCCGGAAGUUUGCCUCCAAUGUUGAAUCGGUUCUUGACGGCGUUUCUCCUGAAAGGCAUGCUAUCCAAUCCUCGGUCGAACUUGCAGCAGACCAGUGCAUCAAAACCCUGGGCCUACACUGGGAACCAGCAGCCGACAACUUGCGAUUCCACAUUCAACUACCAAAGCAACCUCCAGACACCCUCAUGACCAAACGAAUUGCUCUUUCGCAAAUUGCCCAGCUUUUUGAUCCCUUAGGAUUGGUUGGACCAGUCAUCGUAACUGCCAAGAUAUUCAUGCAGACACUGUGGGGCCUUACAUCUGACGAAGACAAACCUUGGGGCUGGGAUCAACCGCUGCCAGAUUCUCUCUCCAAUUAUUGGAUCAAGUAUUACUCUCAGCUGCCCCUGCUUGAGCAACUGAGAAUCCCUCGAUGUGUUGUGUUGGCUGAGCCAAGUACCAUUGAAUUGCACCUUUUUUCGGACACAUCGGAGCAAGCUUAUGGCGCCUGUGCGUAUCUGCGAUCGACCGACGCGUCUGGUAAUGUUUUGGUAUCCUUAUUGACGGCAAAAUCGAAGGUUUCACCCUUGAAAAAGCGCAGCAUUCCUCGGCUCGAACUCUGUGGAGCACUAGAAUCGGCUCAACUUUACCAAAAGAUCUGCUCCGCCUUUGAAUCGAAAUUCACAACAUUUUUCUGGGUCGACUCAACUACAGUUCUAGCCUGGCUGAAGGCCAGCCCAUCAGUGUGGACUACAUUCGUCGCUAACCGAGUGUCCAAAAUCCAGCUGGCAACGGUGGGCACUUCUUGGAACCAUGUGGCAGGGCAGCAGAACCCUGCAGACCACAUCUCAAGAGGCAUCGACGCUGAAACUAUUCUCGCGUGUGACCUUUGGUGGAAAGGUCCACAGUGGUUGCAAACCGAACAAUCCUCCUGGCCUGUCAAACAGCAAAAUCAAUCGUUCGAAACGCAGUUGGAAUCUCGAUCAACCCCGAUUCAACUUUUGACAUCAACAGCUGAUCCUUCAUUCAUUGAUCUGUUCGUUGAACGAUUCUCAUCGUUCCAACACAUGCUACGGGUAACGGCAUUCUGUUUCCGGUAUAUUUCAAACUGUCGGACCAAACGGACGAAGCAGCAGAAGUUGUUUGGCACUUUUUCAAAGACGGAAAUUCAAAAUGCAGAAUCAGCGCUCAUUCGUCUUGUUCAACUUCAGGAAUUCCCCAACGAAACAAGUGCUCUACGUGACUCAAAGUCCAUUCCCGUUAAAUCCCGACUCCGGUGGUUUACUCCUUUCCUAGAUCAAGAUGGAGUCAUGCGUGUGGGUGGCAGACUUGAUCGAGCAUCCUUGACAUACGACAGUAGGCACCAAAUCCUCCUCCCGUAUCACCAUCGUUUUUCUGCUUUACUUGUCCAAUGCUAUCAUCAACGAAAUCUUCAUGCGUCACCACAAUUACUCAUCGGACUACUUCGCCUUCGCUAUUGGAUAAUAGGGGCCAGAAAUCUGGCCAAAGUAGUCGUACAUCGCUGCACCAUUUGCUUCCGAGCUCGGCCAAAAUUGGUUGAGCAAUUUAUGGCUGAGCUGCCCAAGGAACGAAUCACAGCCACUCGUCCCUUCACGGUGACGGUGGUUGACUAUUGGGGCCCAAUUAUGCUGAAACAUCCGCAUCUAUUCGAUUUGACAACAGCCAAGUUUAUACAAGCAUUGCGACGCUUUGUAUCUCGCCGAGGCCCUCCGUCGGACAUCUACUCCGAUAACGGACGGAACUUUCUCGGGGCUAAAAACGAGCUCAAACGACUCAUCCGCCAGACUGAACAUGCGCAGAAGGUUGAACAGGAGUGCGCUGAUUGCCACAUUAGAUGGCACUUCAAUCCGCCCAGAGCAUCCCACUUUGGCGGGCUGUGGGAAUCGGCCAUCAAUUCCGCCCAGAAACACUUUGUCCGCGUCGUACGUGACCAUUCAUUACUCUUCGAUGACAUGCAGACACUCUUGAAUCAAAUCGAAUGCUGCCUUAACUCCCGGCCUCUUGUUCCCGUAAGCGAUGAUCCGACUGACUUCGAGCCACUCACGCCCGGACAUUUCCUCGUUGGGACUUCAUUAAAGGCUGUUCCCGACGAAGAUCUGAGCGAAAUACCAUUUAAUCAUCUGAGGAAGUGGCAGCAAGUACAAAAAUUGUUCCAGGAUCUGUGGCGAAGAUGGCACCUGGAAUAUUUAACGAAAUUACAACCACGAAGCAAAUGGGUGCACUCACCUGUAACUAUUAAAGAAAACCAGCUGGUUCUCUUGAAGGAGGAAAACAUCCCACCAAUGCGUUGGCCGACAGCAAGAGUGAUCCAGACACAUCCUGGCGAAGACGGAAUCAUCCGAGUGGUGACUUUGAGAACGCCGAAGGGCUCCUGUACAAGACCGGUGUCAAAAAUCUGCCUGCUGCCGAUUGCAUCAUCGUCGGAGGAAUCAACACUUUUCACUUCCCGAGGAGAACACAACACAAUCCACACAACAUGUACAGCACAAUACCAACCACAUAACACCACCGUUCGAGUCGACGUUCCGGUUCCCGCUUGCAAACUUUCAAGGCACUAUACUAUUUGCAAUCAGUCAUCGUCAGAAACGUUGUUUCUGAAGGGGCCAGGAUGUUCGUGCAUGCACGAAAAUGAGUAA